Molecule: messenger RNA, 444 nt
Organism: Lycium ferocissimum
Lineage: Eukaryota; Viridiplantae; Streptophyta; Magnoliopsida; Solanales; Solanaceae
Exons: 2
Coding region: 1-444 (147 amino acids)
Source: RefSeq, a predicted model, not a curated record
AUGCGGUUUGGUAAAAAGGGGAAACUUAGUCCCCGUUUCAUUGGCCCUUACGAGAUUGUUAGGAAAAUUGGGACGGUGGCUUAUGAAUUGAAGUUGCCAUCCGAUACGGCCAUGGUGCACCCUGUGUUUCGCGUUUUGAUGUUGAGGUUGUACAAACCUGAUCCUUCCCAUGUCUUUAACCAUGAAGAGAUUGAAAUUAAUGAAGGGUUAACCUAUGAAGAAAAAUCGGUUCAGAUUCUAGAUCGUCAAGUUAUAAGGUUGAGGACGAAGGAUGUGGCAUCGGUUAACGUGUUGUGGCGAAGCCAUAAUACUGAGGAAGCUACUUGGGAAGCAGAGGAGGACCUGAAGAAGAGAUAUCUCCACUUGUUCCCUAUGGCAGCUUUUCAUCAGGCUCAGAUUAGUGAAGUUUGUGAUGAUAAAAGAGUUGUUGAUCUAAAAGUUUAG